UCUCCUUUUGUGUGGUUCUCACCAUGUGGGCACCUCUUUGUCUGUCCUCCGCAGGCUGGACUCUGGCUGGGAUCCCAGAGGAUCCUGUCAUUCCUGCUGUCUCUCCCAUGGAGCUGCAGUUCCGUGAACUCGCCCUUCACGACAGGUGCCCCGUCUCUGGCGAGCACAGUCACAUUUCCCAGUGCAGGCUGGGAAAGAUGCUGCCUUUGGAGAAGGCGUUUGCCACCCCCAGGAACUCCCCAGCACUCGCAGAACUGCCCAUGCUGGUGGCAGCUGGGGACCAGCAGGAGGAGACCAUCCCCAGGAGGGCCCCUGCUGACCUCAAGUUGUCCUGCCUGCCCUUCUGGACCUUUGUCUACCAGGAGGCAGCUGGGACCCACUGGGCCCUGGCUCAGCUCUACGAGCUGUGCCACCAGUGGCUGCAGCCCAAGGUAUACUCCCAGGAGCAGAUGCUGGAGCUGCUGGUGCUGGAGCAAUUCCUGAGCAUCCUGCCCUACAAAGUCCCACUCUCGGUGGAGGUGCAGCAUCAUGAGAGUUGCAAGAAGGCGGUAUCCCUGGUGGAGGACCUCACCAAGGCCCUGGAGGAGCCAGGUGAGCCUGUCCCGCUCCAGGAACAGGGCAGCAUAGGGGAGGAGACCAAAGAGGCCAAGCCCACAAGGGCAGAGCCAGAGGGGGACAGGGUCCAGGGAAACCUGGGGUCCCCAUGCAGAACCUGCAAAGUGGUGGGUAGGAGCCCCCAGGACGGUGCUGCCCCCAGUAUUCUUGCUGUUGUUGUGGGACCGAGGGUCCACCCUCUCUCUGGAUGGGAAGCCUCAGCUGGGGCUGUGCUGCUAUUUCAGAAGCUGAAGUUUCCAGAGGUGCCUCUGUACCUGGAGGAGUGGGGGCACCUGGACGCAGCAGAGGAGAACCUGGAGACCUAAAGGAAACUGCUCUUGUGGGGGUAUCAGCUUGCCUAGCCUGAUGCUGCCUGCAAGCUGGAGACAGAGGAACUUCGGUUGGCUGACAGAGAACCACCCGAAGGCAGCUUCCCAGGCAACAGGAGGUGGCAGGAAAACAGAGAGUGUAUGCGAGGAAGGCUCCACGUACAAGAAGCUGAUAGAGAGGCUUGUGAGGAAAGUUUUGUGUGCCCCUUGACGGGCACUGCCCGGGAGGAGGAAGAGCAGCUGCAGAAGGCUCUGGAUCCUCAGGAGGGGGACCCAGGCCCUAUCACCAUGGCCCACAGGCAGUCCGUCAUCCGGGACCCCGCCCAGGACAGGGGCACAGCUGGGGAGAGCCUUACUGUGCCCGUAAUGCCAGCCACCCCACACCAAGGCCAUGGAAGAAAGAGGCCCUACCCGGAGGAUGUGGGUGACCAGGGCCCCAAGUGUGUCUCUAGCACGAGCCACCACCAGCAGUGCAAGGUGAAGAAGGAGCCUGCUGCAGCUGGCUGCAGCACAGGGUCCCUGGCCUGGCAGGCUUGGGGGACCUCUGCUGCGAGCUGCCCUGCAGCCGACGAGCCUGGGGCAUCCCAAGGGAAGCCCUACAUGGGCAGCGAGCGCGGGGAGACCUUUAUGUGGAUCUCACAUUUCAUCGAUCAUCUCAGGAGCCACAGUGGCAGGAAGCUCUACACAUGCCAGGACUGCUGGAAAACCUUCCACUUCAGCCUGGCCCUGGCUCAGCACCAGAAAACCCACGAGAAGGAGAAAAGCUAUGUGUUGGAGAGGGCCCUGGGCACCCACCCUGCCACCCAUGGAUCCUGUGCCGGUGGGAGGAUUGGCGGGCUCCCGGAGUGCACAGAAGGUGAUGUUUUCCCUCUGUAGUCUGAGGCACAGAGAGGAGCCGCUUUGCUCUAAGUGUCCCCAGAGCAGGACAGCUCUGCUUGCCUGGGAGUCCUGAGCAGUGUUUCUGGCUUCUUCAGAACCCAUGCGUGGCUUCCUGCAGUGUCUGUGUGCACACAAGUGUGCUUGUUUUCUAGAUAAGCUCAUGUGGCUAAAGCACUUAGAACCCAGGAAGGGCCCGUGGGAAGCCCUCACCUCCUUGAAAACACACCCGUGCAGAUGCUCACAAGUGAGCACAAGCCAUCAGAUGUGCAAGAAGACUCUUUCUUCUGGAGCCAUUUUAUCACCACCCACACUUUGGAACAUUUGUCAGUGUUCAAAGUGUAGAGUUGCCUUAAGGUGUGUGAUCUGCCAGCUCGUCCUUGAAGUCAGCCUUGUCUCCCUUCCUCCUGUUUGAGCUCCCCAGCGCUGUUGUUCAAGCAGAAAUCUUGCCAGCUGUUUUGGCCUUUUCAUAAAUACGCGAUGUCAAGUUCACUUCUGAAUCCUCGAUAGCAAACUGUGUCCCGGUUGAACUCACAUGUUUUUAUGUGGGUGGCGUGACUUACAAAGAUCAUGGAAAUGCUUGGAGCCUAGUAAUGCAAUGUUUUCACACUGUGCAUCUCAGCCCAUUAGUGAGUUGUGAAAUCAAAUUGGUGGGUGGCUACCGGCAUUACAAAGCAAUAGAGUAGAAUAAAACAGCUCAAAAUUCAUCAUGUAGUAAAGGUAAAUACUGUUUUGCGAAACUUUUCAGCCAUAUAUCUAAAUAUAAAAACUGGUCACAAUGUAAAAUCUAUUUUUACUGAGUAGGGGGAGGUCAUGAUCAAAACAGGUUGAAAACGCUAAUAAAGGUUGAUGAGUUCUGUCUGUCUGAGUAAGGGUAACGUAACUCCUUGGGCUACAUAAGGUGAUCUUUUGAUUUUUGCAUUGAAUUCCGAUUACAGCAUUGUUUCUGUUGCCUGAGCAUAAACUUAACUGCUUCCUAUACAUACAGAAACUGGUGCCUCAUUCUGUCACUGUGUUUGAGCAUGGGGUCUGUUGUAAUGAUUCCCAAAUCACAGGGGCUUAACAAAAGAAGUAUUUCUUCCGUCA
Molecule: messenger RNA, 2885 nt
Organism: Equus quagga
Lineage: Eukaryota; Metazoa; Chordata; Mammalia; Perissodactyla; Equidae
Gene: ZSCAN18
Product: zinc finger and SCAN domain containing 18
Source: RefSeq, a predicted model, not a curated record